Messenger RNA from Myotis brandtii (Brandt's bat), 3390 nucleotides. It is a transcript of the gene CCDC175, whose product is annotated as coiled-coil domain containing 175. The record is from RefSeq and is a predicted model, not a curated record. The transcript is spliced from 20 exons. NCBI's taxonomy places the organism in Eukaryota, Metazoa, Chordata, Mammalia, Chiroptera, Vespertilionidae. The coding region runs from base 34 to 2526 and encodes 830 amino acids.
CUCUGGUCAAGUGGGCGGCACGGGAGCAGCAAGAUGGCGCUACACUCCUGGUCUCCGGAGCUGGGGUUCAGCGAAAAGCUGAAGCAGGUCGCCGUCUCCACCGGCCCCUCCCUGGAUUUUAGCACCUUCCCCUCCACCCUGGGCUCCGUAGUCGCGACCGCAGCGCUGGAGCAGCUCUUUAUUGUGGAACAAUCACUGCAAAGUGACUAUUUUAAAUGCAACGAAGAAGCUACCAUCUUUCUUAAGGACAUUGCUAUAGCUGUCAGGAGAUUGGAAGAAAUGAGAAGAGCUACAAUUGAACUUCUGGAAAUUGAAAGCAUGGAACUCAGUAGACUAUAUUUUCUAUUGGAAACUCUUCCUGAUCACAUUAACACAGAACUCGAAGAAUUUGUCAUCGCUGCUCGCGAAUUAAACCUUCUUGAGAUAAAACAAUUACAGAUGGAAGUUGCAAGGUUAAAUAAGGAAAUAGAGUUUCUGAAGAGGAAAAUGGUUGAUUUGAAAGAUACUAAUAAUGAUCUGGGUGAACAGCAAAAGGAGCUGGCGAAGAAGCAUGAAAAGCUUGUUGUGUUACUCAACCACGCGAUGGGAAAAAAAGCCGUCGCCACUAUUUACAUCAAUGAGACUUAUACAAAAAUAAACUUGGAGAGAGAAGAAAUAAGACUGAAAAGGAAAAGUAUUCAAGGUAAAGAGGCGAUAAUAGUCAGAGACAAAGGAGAAUAUUUGAAGGCAAAAAAAAGGUUGAGUGGCCAGAUGAAUGAAUAUGAAAAUAUCUGUGAAUCUAAGAAACAGGAUGCUUAUCAUAGGAAGAAACAAUUGGAUAGAUUAAGGAUUAAAGAGAUGGACAUAAAAGAAAAAGUUACUACCAGCACAGUGGAACUUAGUGAUCACAAUUUAGAGAUAGCAGAACUAAAUCAAUCAAUAAGACAUUGGGAAGAACAGAUAGAAGAAAUAAAGAAAAUCUGUAAUAGCCUGGAGGAAGAAAUAUUUUUUUUAAAGAACAGCAAGAAAAAACUGGGAGAGAAAACUAUUACUGACAAAAAUGAUUUUUUUCAGAAGAUAAAGGAGACGAAUGAAAAAAUAUACAAAGCUCAGUUAGAAAGCAAAGAUCUACAAGAGAAACUGCAGACUCUUACCAGACAAUAUAAGAUUGUCUUACAGGAGGAAGAUAAAGUUUUUAUGAAAAAAAAGAAAAUACAAGAAGAAAAUAAAAAACAACUGAAAUUUAUUGCUGAGAAAGAAAACUUCCUGUCACAAAGAAAAGUAGACAUCAAAAAUAUGGAAGAAGGACUUGUCACGCUUUCUGAACUUUAUCGAGCAACACAGGAAGUCUAUCAGAAGCACAUACAAAUCCUGAGUGAAAACCUGGAAAGAGAAAUUCAGAGAUGUGUUCUGACUCAGUGGAAAAUAGCUUGUUUGAUGAAAAGACAUGGACGUUGGCUACUCAAGAUGAAAGAAGAAUUAGACGCUAUUAUGGAUCAAAUCAAGACCGCAGAAGAUAGACGCAGUGAGUUAAUAGAAGAGACCACUGUUACAGAAAAAGAGAUCACUGAAAAUUUGGUACAGAUUAAAAAAGUUGCAUUAGAUUUAAAACAAACAGAGACGGAAUUUGUCGUCAAUGAAAAAAAGUUAAUUCAAGAAUUGAACAAGUAUGAGCAAAAAUUUGUUAAGAAAAUGGAAAGUACCAAAGAAAAGGAAGAUGAACUAGUCACAUAUCUUCCCACACUUCAUGAGACAGAAGAAGAAUAUAAGAGCAAAAACAAAAUGUUUCAAGAGCUGGGUCGUAUUCUCACAGAACAAAAAAAGGAACAGAAUUUACUGAAUGAUCAGAUUUCUCAAAUGACAAGAGAGUUUACAAGACAAAUGAACAUUUUGAGUAAACUGAAGCGAGAAUUACAACAAUUGCGAGAUCAAGAAAGCGAUAGACUCAAAAGUCAUUUUGAAAUUCUAAAGAACUUAGAAAAUGAAAUCUAUGUACAUGACCUAGAAACAGAAGCCUUGCUCCUGGAAAAUGAAAGGUUGAAAAAAGUAAGUUCAAGAGCACUUCAGUGUGCACAGUGGUUCUGCUUAAGUAAACUGAAGCGAGAAUUACAACAAUUGCGAGAUCAAGAAAGCGAUAGACUCAAAAGUCAUUUUGAAAUUCUAAAGAACUUAGAAAAUGAAAUCUAUGUACAUGACCUAGAAACAGAAGCCUUGCUCCUGGAAAAUGAAAGUAACCUGUGCAUUUUGAAAAUCUUUAUUUUAGCACAAUAUUUGAAUUUGUGGGCAGAAUUGCAGAUCACUUUAAAGGAAUUUGUAGGUGAUUGUGAAGAUACUUUGCAAGAAAUAAAAAGUCUAAUAGACAGGCUGUGUGAAAGAGACGAAAAAAUUGAGAAAAUCAGUAUUUGGUUACAAGGGAAUCUUCAAGAGUUGCGGUUCCUAGCCACUGUGGAAAUUCCUGAAAAGACGACCAAACAGACACGUACCAAAAAAGUCCGUUUUCCAUUGGCUGCACGUAUUGUGAAAAAAAUAGUAACGAAGAAAAAAUAACAAAAUAAUUCCAAGGAUACAACUGCUGUGAAUUCAAAAGGCAUAAACAAAACUACAGAGAAAGUGAGUGCACCUUCUUUCACAAUUUGCAACUGUCAAUGAAAGUCUUAAAGUUUGAGAUUUAACAAACUUGGGUAACCCCCACCAAUAGCAGAAUCAGUAAAUAAAAAUCUUAUUUCCAUGAUUACAACCAUAAGUCUAUUCAGAGUAUAAAAAUCGACAAGCAGCAUACCAUCAACAACUACAGUAAAACUGUUCCUAUGCUGUAGAGAUUCUGCAUUUUGUUAAAUCUAAGAAGCCAUCAAUUGUGUGGUGCAGCCUAAUUCAGAGAUGUCCCAAUGUGGAGAGAAAUGUGUCCCAGGAUCAAAAAAAUGUGGCAUGUGUAUGCAUCCUUAAAAAAUAAUAUAUAAGCCCCAGCUGGCUGGCGCAGUUGGUUGGAGCAUCAUCCCAUACACCAAAAGGAUGCAGAUUCGAUCGGUCAGGGCACGUUCCUAAGUUGCCAGUUCAAUCUCUGCACAGCCGAUUGAUGUUUCUCUCUCUUCCCUCCUCUGUCUAAAAUCAAAUUUUUUAAAUAAGAUGUAAGAGGAAGGAAAUAUGUGAGCACAUGUAUUUAUUCACGUGGGAAAAAGACAUUAAUCUCACUACCUAAUAUUUUUAAUUUCCACAAUUAGUGUGGCAAAUACAAAUGUCAGAACAUUUGAGACUUUUUGUCAGGUUUUUCAUUACUGUUUUUCUUUACAGAAACAGGAAUAACAUGAAGAUAUUUUCAACCAAACUACCUAUAAACAGAAAACCUGUUAUACAAAUUAUGCUCUAUUUUUGAUGAAAAUACUAUAUUGGUGAAAAUAAACAGAAAACAAAAAA